Nomascus leucogenys (northern white-cheeked gibbon) is the source of this 1815-nucleotide messenger RNA. It is a transcript of the gene FBXO4, whose product is annotated as F-box protein 4. Lineage: Eukaryota; Metazoa; Chordata; Mammalia; Primates; Hylobatidae. Gene Ontology annotation, cellular component: SCF ubiquitin ligase complex. Gene Ontology annotation, biological process: SCF-dependent proteasomal ubiquitin-dependent protein catabolic process; protein polyubiquitination. The record is from RefSeq and is a predicted model, not a curated record. Bases 53 to 1243 code for a protein of 396 amino acids. The transcript is spliced from 7 exons. Gene Ontology annotation, molecular function: protein binding.
GCUGACGCGCUGGCGUGGCUCUAAGACUCGUCACCCGCGCUCCGGGCAAGCCAUGGCGGGAAGCGAGCCGCGCGGCGGAACUAGCUCGCCGCCUCCGCCCUUCAGCGACUGGGGCCGCCUGGAGGCGGUCAUCCUCAGCGGCUGGAAGACCUUCUGGCAGUCAGUGAGCAAGGAGAGGGUGGCGCGUACGACCUCGCGGGAGGAGGUGGAUGAGGCGGCCAGCACCCUGACGCGGCUGCCGAUUGAUGUACAGCUAUAUAUUUUGUCCUUUCUUUCACCUCAUGAUCUGUGUCAGUUGGGAAGUACAAAUCAUUAUUGGAAUGAAACUGUAAGAGAUCCAAUUCUGUGGAGAUACUUUCUGUUGAGGGAUCUUCCUUCUUGGUCUUCUGUUGACUGGAAGUCUCUUCCAGAUCUAGAAAUCUUAAAAAAGCCUAUAUCUGAGGUCACUGAUGGUGCAUUUUUUGACUACAUGGCAGUCUAUAGAAUGUGCUGUCCAUAUACAAGAAGAGCUUCAAAAUCCAGCCGUCCUAUGUAUGGAGCUGUCACUUCUUUUUUACACUCCCUGAUCAUUCAGAAUGAACCACGAUUUGCUAUGUUUGGACCAGGUCUGGAAGAAUUGAAUACCUCUUUGGUGUUGAGCUUGAUGUCUUCAGAGGAACUUUGCCCAACAGCUGGUUUGCCUCAGAGGCAGAUUGAUGGUAUUGGAUCAGGAGUCAAUUUUCAGUUGAACAACCAACAUAAAUUCAACAUUCUAAUCUUAUAUUCAACUACCAGAAAGGAAAGAGAUAGAGCAAGGGAAGAACAUACAAGUGCAGUUAACAAGAUGUUCAGUCGACAGAAUGAAGGUGAUGAUCAACAAGGAAGCCGGUACAGUGUGAUUCCACAGAUUCAAAAAGUGUGUGAAGUUGUAGAUGGGUUCAUCUAUGUUGCAAAUGCUGAAGCUCAUAAAAGACAUGAAUGGCAAGAUGAAUUUUCUCAUAUUAUGGCAAUGACAGAUCCAGCCUUUGGGUCUUCGGGAAGACCAUUGUUGGUUUUAUCCUGUAUUUCUCAAGGGGAUGUAAAAAGAAUGCCCUGUUUUUAUUUGGCUCAUGAGCUGCAUCUGAAUCUUCUAAAUCACCCAUGGCUGAGUGAAAACUUCCCAGAGACUUGUAUGCAUCAUAUUACUUCCUUCCACAAAUGGCUUAUACUCGGCAGAAGAAACACCCUAAUAUCUCACUGGAACUCGGGAAUUUUAAGAUUAUAGUAAAAGCUAUAAAUAUCUAUGUAUAGUUUGUAUAAGUUCCAUAUUUAAAUGUAUUUCUGUUUUGGACAGAAAGUUUGUAACAUAUAUUAUACAUAUAAUUGUAUUUAGUCUCUUUUAGGUCAAUGCUAUUACUAUUUUAACCUUUUUGUUGAGGAGGCAGAAUUUUGCCUAAUGGACUAUUGGGUUAGGAGACCUUUGAGAAAGACCUGUGAACAUACGGUUUCACAUUUGUCAGAAUGUUUACUUAGAUAUUUGUAGUUUUACUAUGCUAAGGCAUUAUUAAUAUUUCUAAUAAUUAAUAAUCCGAAGUUAUGAUAGAAGAGUGGUUUAAUUUAUUAAGUACCACAUGGAAGCAGAACAAUGCUUUUAUAUCAGCUCUCUUUUUUUAAAAUGGCAUUUCAGUUCUAUAAUUAAGAUAUUAUAUCUGAUGAAUGGAGAAAAUGAAAUAGUGUAGUAUCAAAUUCUAUGUCACUCACCAGAUUUAAACUAGUACCUUAUGCUCUUUUUUUCUUAUAGCACACUCCAGUAUUUAUAAUCUAGAUUUUUGUUAAAGCAAGAUACGUUUAUUUUUC